GAGAGAUCAUAGUCUUCUCCCAUGGCGGCUUCCCUUUGCUUUUUGCUUCUAAUUUCUCUCUCUCUGUUGUUGUGGAGUGCAGCCCCAGCCUCAGCUUCCUCCUUGCCCAAUUCAGUCCAAGAUCCUCAUCGUGUAGUUCAAGAAGUUGAAAGGAGCAUCAAUGUGUCGAGGAGGAACCUAGGGUAUUUCUCAUGCGGAACGGGAAACCCAAUAGACGACUGCUGGAGGUGCGAUCCGAAUUGGGAGAGCAAUCGAAAGCGACUGGCGGACUGCGCGAUCGGAUUCGGAAAGAACGCAAUGGGAGGAAGAAACGGGCGGUUCUACGUGGUGAGUGACGCGGGAGACGACGAUGCAGUGAACCCGCGGCCGGGGACACUCCGGCACGCGGUGAUCCAAAACGAGCCGCUGUGGAUAAUCUUCAAACGGGACAUGGUGAUACGGCUGAAACAGGAGCUGGUAAUGAACUCGUACAAGACCAUUGACGGGAGAGGGGCGAGCGUACACGUGGCAGGAGGGCCAUGCAUCACCAUCCAUUACGCGAGCAACAUCAUCAUCCAUGGGAUCCACAUACAUGACUGCAAGAGAGGGGGGAAUGGUAACAUACGGGACUCCCCACAGCACUCGGGGUGGUGGACCGUAUCGGACGGCGAUGGAGUGUCCAUUUUUGGCGGGAAACACAUCUGGGUGGAUCACUGUUCUCUGUCCAAUUGCAACGAUGGAUUGAUAGAUGCGAUCCAUGGGUCCACUGCCAUCACCAUAUCCAAUAACUACAUGACACAUCAUGAUAAGGUCAUGCUGUUGGGGCAUAGCGAUUCAUACACGCAGGAUAAAGAUAUGCAGGUUACCAUUGCCUUUAACCAUUUUGGAGAGGGCCUUGUCCAAAGAAUGCCAAGAUGCAGACAUGGGUAUUUCCACGUGGUGAACAACGAUUACACGCACUGGGAAAUGUACGCCAUCGGAGGGAGUGCAUCGCCGACCAUAUACAGCCAAGGCAACAGAUUYGCGGCGCCGGACAACCGCUUCCGGAAGGAGGUGACGAAGCACGAGGACGCGCCGGAGACCCAGUGGCGCCACUGGAACUGGCGCUCCGAGGGCGACCUGCUCUUGAACGGCGCUUACUUCCGCCAGUCCGGCGCCGGCGCCGCCUCCAGCUACGCCAGAGCUUACAGCCUCAGUGCAAGACCCUCCUCCCUCGUCGGAUCCAUCACCCUCACCGCCGGCGCCCUCAACUGCCGAAGAGGCUCCCGCUGCUAGAUAUAUUAAUUAUUAACUGCAGGUAGCUACAACGAAGAGCCAAAAGAGAAAUUGGUAUUAUUCUUCGUUUAUAUCUUAAAACAAAGCCUUUUUUUUUCUGUUUUUUUGUUUGAAUUAUUCUCUGUCGUUUUCCUUCCAAUUUUCUGGGUUACCAAACGGAAAACCGUAAUAUAUUUGGUUCCACUUUCGGAAGAUUGUGAGUGUGAAAGCUUAAUUAAGUAUGAGAAAAUGUGGCGUCUCCAAUCACGCUAGGAGGAAAAAAUAUGUAGUCUUUUUCUUUACCCGUCAAUCAUGCCACAUUUUGAUAUUUUUG
Momordica charantia (bitter melon) is the source of this 1567-nucleotide messenger RNA. Its product is annotated as pectate lyase. Lineage: Eukaryota; Viridiplantae; Streptophyta; Magnoliopsida; Cucurbitales; Cucurbitaceae. Gene Ontology annotation, molecular function: pectate lyase activity. The record is from RefSeq and is a predicted model, not a curated record.